AUGCAACAAAAAAGGAUAGAUGUCGCGAUGGUGCGGGUGCUCCGGCAAGAUGCUACUAAUCAUCUAGUUCUUGUGCAAGCUACCUAGAAAUUUUGAAGAACGGUUCAGUCAUCAAACGGACCAUUAGGAGCGGAGAUGACAGAUGGUUUCCUGCAGUAUGUCCUUUUGUGCCUCCAGACAGUAUCAGCAAUGGUCAUGAUAUGGCCAGGACGGGCCCGGUCUUAAAUCGUGAUCCCUGACGCCAAGGAGCAUUUUUUCGGGAAGCGGGGACGCGAAUGCUGGUACAUAUACGAGAAAACAAGCUGCUUGGUACAAUUUAAAUAAAAGGUUUUUCUUGCGACAACGACCUGGUCGGGACCGAACAGACGCGAUCUUUCAGGAGGAACGAGAACUUACAUCUACUUCUCAAAAUAGAACGAGAAUUCCAAAAGUACAAGUACUUGCCGCAGGAAAUAUAACUGGAGAGUUGCUUGUUAAACGACUCCGAGAAGGCCUUUUGUUUGCACUUAUAUUUAUAUUCAUUACCGGUACGUUGACGCGCAAAUCGCUGUGGAACACGACCGGCGAGUAGCGAUGGGAAAUGACCUCAACAAAUAUGCGAAGUCCUACGUGGCAGAGCAGGUAAGCGAGAAGUUUAUGAGUCAGCUACCGUUUUACGCUCAAGUGGAUCAAGCGUUUAACGGGAACAAUGAGCGUGAUCGAGAGGUGUAUUAUGGCUGGUUUUUCACUCUUAUUAUUCUGCCUGUGCCUCGGCGUGAUGGGUACUAGCGUACUUAUUUAAGGAUAGUUAAAUUUAAAUGUGAGCUGGGAAUCAAUGUCCGCCACCACUAUAGAGGAAACCAACGAAGAUACUAGUUACGGAAUUACCCAAGCCAUUACGAUGAAGCACAGCGUCUAAGUUUGUGCCGACGGAGGCUCAUCAAUUCCUGCGGGAUCACCGCUCUACGGUGGUCGGCCUUCGAAAGACAUGGCGGAUACUGGAAGCUUUCCGUCAAGGCCACCAGGCACGAAGGCAGAAGACUGGAGUUGCUACGGCAGGGAUAGAAGUUGCUGCAAACGUAUCUAUCAAUAGCAAUCAAGAAUAAGAAUAGCAAUGGAAAUCAGCGUAGUAGCUUGAACGAAUAUCAAAAAGCAAAAGAAUUAUCCAGUGGUAAAAGAAGUGAUGUAGUUUAUGAUUGAGUUUACUACGUACUGGGCAGGUUUUUUUACCGUGACGACAGAAUCACAUCAUCGUGAGUAUUUCCAGGUGCGUGCGCUGGGCCAGUAUCUUACUUUGGGGACCCGACGUUUAUGAUGUCGGUUGGCUUAUGGACACUGCGUUUUGGCUUCCCACUGCUGGGUUGGUUUUUCUUUGUUGCCAUUGGAAAAUUUGCUGCCGGUUUUGGUUCGGCCUUUCUCUUCUUUUAUCUCAUCAGCAGAUUAUGGAAAGAAGCAUGAAGUUUUUUCAAGGAACACCUUGCAUUGUACCUAUCUAUGGUUGGUCAUUGUCUGUUUCCAGUAACUUUCAAGUUUAACGAAAUGAAGAAAGUAAUAGCACCAUCAGGAUUUUUUUACCGAGGAAAUACAUACUUGCUUUUGUUGGAUGGUACCCCUAGUACUACUAGCUCUAAUUUGUGUAGAUUUUUCGCAUGGACCAGCCAAGCACGCUCCUUCAGGACACGAGGCAGCGGAGUACCGGUGUCCUGAGUGGCUCUCGACCCAUAGGAUAAACUUUGCUGUCGCCGGAGCAGGUGGGGUUGGUAAAUCCACGCUAAUCAACACGCUCCGCGGGUUGAAGGCAAAAGAUCCACUCGCGGCUCAAGUUGGCGCGAAGGAGACCACCAUGGAGCCAAUGUACGCCUUUGUGCUUGGUUAGCAAGCUCAUAUCCAUAUAUAUAAAUAUAUAACUCUCAUGCUCAGUGCUGACGAGAACGCCUACUUUUCUCAUUUGAGGACGGUUUGUAUUCAAGAAAAAAGAAUAAGAACUCCUAUUAAUUUGGUUAUUACGCAUCUGAAAUACACAUAUUCGACGGAACUUCUACGAACUCUUCCUCUUGUGCUCUAGUAUGAUACCACUUAUCAUUCAUCGUCUUCUGCAGGGAUUACCGCUUCCCGUCACAGCAGAAACCGUUUUCGAGUUUGACGAAUUUAGACAAAGUUUCCCUUUGGGAUCUUCCCGGUGUAGGUACCGAAGCCUUCCCCGCAGAACACUACGUGAAGGCGAUGGGUCUUCGGUAUUUCGACGGAGUACUUAUUGUAACUGCAGAGCGCUUUACGCAAAAUGACAUCAUGCUGAUGAAUGCGCUAGCCGAAUUCGACGUCCCAUUUUACAUGAUCCUUACGAUUUUGGAAGAGACGUAGAGCUAGAGAUUGAUCAUCGUAGACGAGGCGAUGAUAAACUUCAAACAUUAAAAAGCAAAAGAUAAAUAGGCAUCCUUCUGUCUUUGUGGAGCAAGGUGAUGGACUUGGAUAGCUCCGUGAUUCUUUCAUCAUUCACUCAUUUACUUACUACGAGAAUGACAAAAGCUUCUUCUUCAUUCUAGCAGUUCUAAGUUUGGGAAUAAAGUAGACCAGGCUGUGGAGAUGGAGUACCAAGAGUAUGGCCGGGCCGAAGCCGCCGUGUUGGAGGACUUGCGCAAGUACUAUCGCGAGCAGAGCGUGACCCAGCGACUAUACUUCCUAUCUGCAGCGAAACUGAGCGAGCGCCGUUUGGAUUUCGAUGAUCUGCUCUUCCAGAUCGCCUCGGACCUGAGCAGUCAUCGAAAAUUACUCUAAUGCAUAAACUUAGUUGUCUUCUUGCUGAUGACUUACUCUUACACCGAUACGUGUUGAUGUUUUCAAUUUCAAAGUUCUUGUUGUUCUAUCAUUCUUGUUCUUGACUCACUCGCGUUAUUAUAUCUAUUGGAAGUUCUUGCAUGUUCUUGUUUUACAGUCGUCUGUCAGUUACGAGUUCUUAAAGUUCCUGGGGGUAGUUCUGUCUGUCAUGAUCUUGUUCGUACGCAGUUCGUUGUUUUUUCUAGUUUAAUUGGCAUGCUUCAGUGUGGUAUAGCGUAAGCACUUAUCUGUAAUCUAUUCUCUUGGGAUACUAACUUCUGAAAUGAUGACUCCUUAUAUUUAAAUAUAAAUACGUUGUAGCUUCUAGUACAUCUUCUACAUCUAGCAACGAAUAAAGAUCGAUGCAGCAAACUCUCGCUUACCUGGAGAUGGCGCAUGAGAAGAUAAAUAUGCCAAGACCAGGUCGGUUCUUAAUUUCCAAGAAAAAUCUACUAAAAAGAAUCGGGAUAUUAAGAAUGCUCCUUCGUGAAAAACGAAGCAGGACUGAGUCUUUUUUAAAAAUGAUCGACCACAAUAAGGUAAUUCAUAGUCUCAAAAUCUAUCGAAUACACACUCAGUCCGAUGUGGUCUAUAAGAAGGGACAUCUGACAACUUUCCUAGAGAUCGAUUCAAAGACAGUCACUCAGGCAAUGAGAACAUGUUGUCGUGGACGACCGAGGAAAAGCCGCACAGAGCAUACUAUAACAAUAUUUGCGGUAAAGGAACCUGCAGGAAAAAAAAAGAGAGCUCAUUGCAGCCCGCAGAACUGGGAGACUAAGAAU
Messenger RNA from Amoebophrya sp. A25, 3575 nucleotides. Lineage: Eukaryota; Dinophyceae; Syndiniales; Amoebophryaceae. The record is from the annotation of a GenBank genome assembly.